AUGUUCAGACUUACAACAACUUCUCGCAUCGCCCGACCCACGCCAUCGGCCCUUUUGGUCUUGGGCAUCGCAAGCUUCGUUGCGGGCUCAGGUUUUGAUGGCACAAACAAUGUAGCUCUUUACUGGGGGCAGAACUCCUUCGGUCAGGGGUUUGGCGAGAAUGCACAGCAGCCGCUUGCCACGUAUUGUGCCACCAGCAAUGCGGACAUCAUUCCAAUGGCAUUUUUGGUUCAAAUGACCACCGGCCAAGGGCAGCAACCUGUCCUCAACUUUGCUAACAUACAGGAUGGAUGUCCUUUGUUCCCAGGCACUCAACUGAUUGACUGUUCACAGAUAGGCGAGGAUAUCAAAACCUGCCAACAAGAAUUCAACAAAACUAUACUUCUCUCCAUCGGCGGCGCAACAUACACCGAAGGCGGUUUCCCGAGUCCGGAGGCUGCCAUCCAAGCAGCAAAUCUUCUCUGGGCUACAUUUGAUGCUGCCGCGAGCAUUUCCCCCGACCUUUCUGCUAGGGACGAUGCGCCAUUGCGCCCUUUCGGCGACGCAGUCAUUGACGGCUUCGAUCUCGACUUUGAGAGUUAUGUUCAGAAUACGGUCCCGUUCGCAAACCAACUCCGCACGCUCAUGGAUGCUGACAAUCUGAAAAAAUAUUACAUGACGGUGGCGCCACAAUGUCCCUAUCCUGACGCCGCCGUAGGCAGCAUGCUCGAUGGCGGCGUGAAAUUCGAUGCCGUCUUCGUCCAAUUCUACAACAACUACUGCGGCGUGCAGAACUUCGUCCCCGAUAGCCUCAUUCAGAACAACUUCAACUUCCAGACAUGGGACCAAUGGGCCAAGACCGGCUCCGCGAAUCCAGAUGUGAAGAUCUUUCUCGGUGUGCCCAGCGGACAGACCGGGGCGGGCAGCGGCUACAAGGAACCUGCUGCGCUGGCAUCAGUCAUACAAUACAGUAUGACGUUCUCCAGCUUUGGUGGUGUGAUGAUGUGGGACGCGAGUCAAGCACAUGCCAACGUUGGAUUUUUGGAUGGCGUCAAGGCGAGCAUGAGCCAACCUGUGGUGACGAUGAGCCAACCUUUAAUACCAGAAGGGGCGGCGAGGAGAAAAGCACGCAGGGUGCGUCGAUCUGGUCGGGACGGGAUAAUUGUAUGUGUGGAUACUGUUUGUUAG
This is a messenger RNA of Dissoconium aciculare CBS 342.82, 1167 nucleotides long. RefSeq names its product glycoside hydrolase family 18 protein. Lineage: Eukaryota; Fungi; Ascomycota; Dothideomycetes; Mycosphaerellales; Dissoconiaceae. The record is from RefSeq and is a predicted model, not a curated record. Gene Ontology annotation, cellular component: extracellular region. The transcript is spliced from 2 exons. Gene Ontology annotation, biological process: carbohydrate metabolic process. Gene Ontology annotation, molecular function: chitinase activity. The coding region runs from base 1 to 1167 and encodes 388 amino acids.